Molecule: messenger RNA, 993 nt
Organism: Epithele typhae
Lineage: Eukaryota; Fungi; Basidiomycota; Agaricomycetes; Polyporales; Epitheliaceae
Exons: 13
Coding region: 1-993 (330 amino acids)
Source: RefSeq, a predicted model, not a curated record
AUGUCGGACUCACUUCGCGCCUCCGCUGAGCAGUUUGUCUCUGCCGUGCGGAUAGACUCUUCCUUGACAUUAGCGGCAUUUUCGAUCUUGUACUACGACUUCGCGCUCACAUUUUUCUCGGAAAUCGAGUACUUUUGGAGUCCCCCAGCGUUCUCGCCGACAUUUUUCCUCUUCGUUGCCAGUCGAUAUUUCGGCGUCUUGGGACCACUACCAGUAUUAUUCGAGUACUUCGGCAUAUACCCGGAAUUCCACUCAAGCUCCCGCAGAUGUCGCCAACUUCAACUCUACCACCAAGUGUAUGCUAUGGCAAGCCAGGCACUAGUUGCAGUCCUGUUGAUUCUCCGCACAUACGCCCUCUACAAUCUGAACAAGAAAGUCUUGGCGAUCCUUGUUGUCAUGCAUAUAUGCGGUGCGGUGCAGUGCCUGACCGCCGUUCUGACAACGAACAGCCCACUCACCACGGACGAUCCCCUCGACUUCAACUAUUCGGGAUGCAACCUCUCUCUGACCACGGAUCAAGGUGUUCAUUUAUCGCUGGCAUGGAGUGCCAUGCUGUGGUUUGACACGGCCAUUUUCGGUUUGACGCUCAACAAGGCGAUCAGGAUGAGGUCGGAGAUGACUGGUGGUUUGCUCGAGACGAUGUUCCGAGAUGGAACCGUGUACUACGGCAUUCUCAUCGUGGUGAACAUCGCAAAUACCCUCACUUUUCUGCUAACCCCGUCAAAUUCGCCGAUGAAGGGCAUGGCCACGUCUUUGACAAACGUGCUGUCCGUCACGCUCACGUCGCGCCUGAUGCUCAACCUCCGCGACCCGGACAUCCUGUUCCGACGGCGCGCUGAUGCCGCAAGUCCUUGGGAGACCGGGCAGUUCAGCUCCCGGAUGAUGAGCUUCUUUCAUCCGCCAGUCAAUUACGAACCGGACGAGGACAUGAUCGCGAUCGAGGAAGUGGGAGAAGAUUCGAUGGCAACGUCGACCACGAUGUCUCGGGUGUAG